Molecule: messenger RNA, 3389 nt
Organism: Strongylocentrotus purpuratus (purple sea urchin)
Lineage: Eukaryota; Metazoa; Echinodermata; Echinoidea; Camarodonta; Strongylocentrotidae
Product: fascin-like
Exons: 3
Coding region: 16-735 (239 amino acids)
Molecular function (GO): protein-macromolecule adaptor activity; actin filament binding
Source: RefSeq, a predicted model, not a curated record
CACAAUUAUAAACACAUGGAUUCACUAUUAAAUUUUUUCUCUCUCUCUCUCUUUCGAUUACCUGCAGGCGAAGAUGUUUCAUUCAAGCUUCUUGUUGACGAAGAGAUCGAAGACACAGAGACCUUCCAGUUGGAGUUCGUUGAAACCGACAAGUACGCCAUCAGGGUAUGUGACCCCAAGAAGAACUCCAGAGAUGCUAAGUUCUGGAAGACCGUCGCUGCUGGUAUCCAGGCUAACGGCAACUCAAAGGACCAGGCGGACUGUCAAUUCUCUGUCGAAUACAACGGCAAGCACAUGCAUGUGCGUGCUCCAGGAGGCAAGUAUGUUAGUGUCCGUGACAACGGCCAUCUCUUCCUUCAGGAUUCACCCAAAGACUUCAUCUUCCGUCUGCUCAACCGACCCAAGCUGGUUCUCAAGUGCCCUCAUGGAUUCGUGGGCAUGAAGGAGGGCAAGGCUGAGGUCGCCUGCAACCGAUCAAACUUUGAUGUCUUCACUGUCACCUACAAGGAAGGCGGAUACACUAUCCAAGACUCCUGUGGCAAGUACUGGUCUUGUGAUGACAGUAGCCGCAUCGUUCUUGGAGAGGCAGCAGGUACUUUCUUCUUCGAGUUCCAUGAGCUCUCCAAGUUUGCUAUCCGAGCAGAAAGCAACGGCAUGUUGAUCAAGGGCGAGCAGAGUGGCUUGUUUACCGCCAAUGGUUCCGAGGUCUCAAAGGACACACUGUGGGAAUUCUAAACAAAUUGGGCUUGAAAGAAGCCAAAUCCAAAUCAGAAGUAGAGUAGCUGACAAGCCAGCCACUCUAUCUAUUAUAUCAAUUGCAAAUAUUGUACAUUUUUUUAAUACAAAAAUAUUUUCAAAGGUGCAUAAUAAUUAUUUCAUACUCUGGUGGGAUCUUUAGGAUCAUAUUUUCUCAUUGCCUUGGCAUACUGACUUCCAUUAUCCCUCAUUUUUAAAAGGUAAAUUGAUCACUUAAUAUCAACAGAAAGGAAAUGGAAGUAGGUCUCUGGAAAUUUAGAAGAAUAGAUGACUAUCCAGUAUCUUCAAAUAUUUGCUGUACCUGUCUCAAAAAAACCCAUAAAAAACCCUCUGUUUUGUGCUGUCUUAUAGCCAUAAAUAGAGAUCAAUUCUGGUGGUAUAUGCUACUUAAAAUCAGGCUUGAAAAUAGAAUAAAUGGAAUGGAAUGGAUUUUCAAAAAGAUUUGGAAUGAUAAAUUCGCAGCCAGUGUCCGUGACAACUCUUGCAUACCAGAAGCACUGAACAGUCUCUGCCGCACCGCUCGCCCAGGUGUAUUGAUGUGACUGUACUUUUGAACAAUAAAACAGAUCUUUUCGUCAAGUUUGGAUAUAAAAGUGGAUUGAAAUGCACGAAUAGAUUCGACUUGUAUAGGGCAUGGUGGACAUUAAUUUUACAGAUACUUUUAAUAUACCGGUAAAAAUCAAUCAUAUAGAAAAUGAAAACAGGGUGUAAUAUCUCAAAUACCAUUCAUGAAGAUCAUGCAAAAUGCAGAUUGUGAUUUAAUAUUGGCAAUAGCUGUUUGGAUUGUGAUAGAAAUUACAAAUAGCAGGUUUUUUGUACACAUUAUAUAUUGAUAUACCAUGGAUAUAUCAAUACUUUUUUAUUGUCACAUUGCACUCUUGUCUGUUCUGUUGAUAAUGGAACAUACAUUUUGAUUCCGAACAAAAACUUGCUAUGCACAUUUAUGAUUGUAUAGUAAAUGAAUGAUGAGUGUAUUAUCUCAGAAGGUAUAUAAUUCCUGUUGUAUGUGAUGAGUGUGUUUUUGGCAUAAGCAUAUAAAGGACUGCUUGCUUCUUUCAAAUGUAACAUUUGCAUUCCAAAAUGAUUCUCAAAGUUCAUGAAAAUUACUAAAUAUCACUUACAUUGUCAAUUCACUGGGAUUUCAGUGGUUUACAACAUGAGUAGUUCAGUGUUAACAUUUUAUUAUUUUUUCCAACAUGCACUUGAUAUCAUUUUCCUUCAUAAUAAUCAUUGUACGUUUGGACUCAAACAUACCAUAUCCAGCGAAAGAUAAACGUGGACUAUACCUCCCUCUAUAUGCCUUUGAAAUUUCCCUCACGUUGUGCUUGUGUGAGUUAUAUAUCCCCUAUACCCCAUCCUAUCUUGUACAUAUUUUGAAAUUCACAUUCCUAAAAAAAAAGAAAAACACACACACUGGAAGAGAAACUCAUAUUGGAAAUGGUGGUCGAAAGUGGGCUCUUGUUGGUUGGAAGAAUGACAUAUACCCGCACAGACAGCACGACUCAAUGACGAUUCCUUUCAGCUUCCAAAGGAUCUAUUUUGAUAUAUAUAUUGCUUAUAAAUAAGGCAAAGCAACUUUGAAAUGACAAGGCAGUUGUUAUUACAUAACAUUGUACUCGUUUGUAACUUCUCUGCAGCUUUAUUGAUUGUACAUGUGAGCGUUAUACAUUUUCAUAUGAAGACAUCAUGCACGCCGUCAUUAGAAAGUAACAUCAUUCCAACUUUAUUAUCCAUUUAAAAUGUGUAUCCAUUCUGUUCUCUUUUUUUAAAGUUCUGGUUUUUAUUUUUUGGUCUUUCAAAUGUGUACUACGCCUGUAAAUAUUCGAUUGUUUUUGCUAUGACGUAACAUUAAUUUAUGUAUCAUAAUGAUGAAGAAACUGGAAUUAUUUCUGCAUCAUUUUUAAUGGCGUAGCAAUAAUGUAACUUAAAGGCGUCGCGUAGAAUUUUAGUAUUAUUGUCUUGUCUCCAUAGGUGCACGCAAUGCUUGCAGACACUAAAUAAUUUGGCCUAGUUGAGACACAAAAAGAUACUAUUUACUACUAAAAGAGAUUGGAAGAUUAGAACCGUAAAAUCGUAAUUUUUUAAUGAAUAUUAUUAUGUCUAGGUUGCGACGUGGUUUCCGACUGUUUGCUUAAGGAAUCGUUGAAAAUUAUGUUGUUCCCUCCUGUUUCGAAAUGGCUUCUCAUAUAUUGUUUUUUUUUAUAUAGAUAUUUCGUUUGCGUAUAUAGAAGAGCACUAUAUAGCAAUAUUAUUAUUAUUAUUGUAUCAUAACAUUUUUUCUUAAGGUGUAAUAGCACUGCUAAAUCUUUGACUAACUUUCUUUUUUCUAACACUUUUGGAAUCUGUCGUUGUCAUUCGUUGGAUGUGACGGCGUUUCCUUAAUCAGCUAUGCACUGUCAAAAUAAAAAUGUAGGUAUUGAUUAUUAGAUGAAAUCACUAAAACUAAGUUACACGUAUUUUACCAAUAAUGUACACGCUUAAAUGCUAGAGUACGCCGGUUAUUUUAACAGGGUAUAUGCAUAGCGCACGGUCGUGAACUUGUAAAGAGGUUGAUGAUACAUAUAAACAUUGCUAAGGUUGAAGAAAAAAAGUAUGGUUUAUUGCAUGUAAUAAACGGCCUUAUAAAUGGGAAA